Molecule: messenger RNA, 948 nt
Organism: Mauremys mutica (yellowpond turtle)
Lineage: Eukaryota; Metazoa; Chordata; Testudines; Geoemydidae
Product: olfactory receptor 52M1-like
Exons: 1
Coding region: 1-948 (315 amino acids)
Biological process (GO): G protein-coupled receptor signaling pathway
Cellular component (GO): membrane
Molecular function (GO): olfactory receptor activity; G protein-coupled receptor activity
Source: RefSeq, a predicted model, not a curated record
AUGUCAGGUUCCAACACAACUGACUUCACCAGUCCCUCCACCUUCAUCCUGCAGGGCAUUCCUGGCCUGGAGAGAGCCCAUGUCUGGAUCUCCAUCCCCUUUUGCACCAUGUACAUCAUAGCCAUCUUGGGGAACUUCACCAUCCUGUUCAUCGUGAAGAUGGAGCCAAGCCUCCAUGGGCCCAUGUACUAUUUCCUCUGCAUGCUGGCUGUCACCGACCUGGUCCUGUCCACGUCCACCGUGCCCAAAACACUGAGCAUCUUCUGGUUCAAUUCCAGGGAGAUAUAUUUCAGUGCCUGCCUUACCCAGAUGUAUUUUAUCCACUGCUUUUCAGCAAUGGAGUCUGGGAUCUUUGUGGCCAUGGCUUUUGAUCGCUAUGUGGCCAUCUGUGAUCCCCUGAGACAUUCCACCAUCCUGACAAACCCUGUGGUGUCCAAGAUUGGACUGGCCGUGGUGCUGCGUGGCAGCAUGCUCUCACUGCCCUGUCCCUUCUUGGCAAGGCGGUGGCCAUAUUGCAGAACCAACAUUAUCCCCCACUCAUACUGUGAGCACAUAGCCGUGGUGAAACUGGCCUGUGCCGAUAUUCGUGUCAGUAGUUACUAUAGUCUCUCUGUCGCUUUCUUGGUGACUGGUCUGGAUGUGUUUUUUAUCACCAUGUCCUAUAUCCAGAUCCUCAGGGCCAUCUUCAGCCUCCCCACAAAGGACGCCCGGCUAAAGACAUUUGGGACCUGCGGCUCCCACCUUUGUGCCAUCUUAACCUUUUACAUCCCAGAUCUCUUCUCCUCCCUCACACACCGGUAUGGCCACAAUGUGCCCUUGUAUUUCCACAUUCUCAUUGCCAACGUGUACCUCCUCGUGCCCUCCAUGCUGCACCCCAUCAUCUACGGGGUGAGGACCAAACAGAUCCGGGACAGGCUGCUCCGGCUCUUCACUCAUAAAGGGACCUAA